AUGUCUCAGGAUAAUAGAAUACCCAGUGUCGGUCUGUUUUUUAUAACAACAUUCAUAAUUUUAAACGUCAAUACCCUGCUGUAUGGAACACUUGUAAAGGCCAACUCAUUGGCUACAGUUGUAACACCAACAGACAUUAGUGUAUCCACAAGUCCGUCUCUAAAUGUCUCUACCGUAAACUCAAUGACCACGGAUGCACCGGCUACGGCACAAAGUGUUGGACAAGAAACGGUAGUGGAAACAACAACGGUAGAGCCAACACCACCACCCUCGACCACUUCAAUGCAUGAGAUUUUGGGAUCAGCUGGACCCGAUAAAAGGGAACAGGAUGCCAUUCUCAAGGCCUUGGAUUGGUUGAAGAUGAAAAGAGCUGCCGACUAUGGCUGGGGCAAUGAUACACAUGUUGUUAUAUUGGCCAAAGAGUUGUCGGGUGCCCGAGAUCCUUACGAUGCCGACGGCCACUUGCAGGUUAUACAGGAAUUGGAAGACAUGUUGUCGGUAAAAGAAAUGGAAAUUGAAAUUUUAGCCAUGCUGGACAGGCAUCAUACACUACCCAAACCUUUGAAUUUGGAAAAAUUGGCUCGUUAUGUGCUGGCCUUAGGCUCUCUGUGCAAAGAUCCUAAACAUUUUCAUGGUCAUGAUUUGGUAGCAACACUGCAACAUCAUGAGCCCACACAAGAUAUAGAGUUUGCUUUGACCACUUUGUCGGCCUGCAGUUCGGCGGCUCAUGUGCGAAAACGACAAAUACGUAGACUAUUGGAUAUAGCCAGUGGGGUGACCGACCAAAGUGUGGAUACAAUUGCCAUGGUUAUUUUGGCUUUACGCUGCAUUGUCACCGAUCAUCGCCAUAGACAUCUGCAGCAUUUUGUCAGACGACCAGCCCGAGGUCUGGCUAGUUUACAGGAUCCCCGUGGUAACUUUGGUUCUUUACGCAGCACCGCUUUAGCCAUGCAAGCAUUACAGGAUUUGGAACAUGAUCCAGCAGGUGCUUGGAAUAGAACAGCUGCUUCUCGCUGGAUUUUAAGUCGCCAAAGAGAGGAUGGUGGCUGGAGUGAAGAACCCUUGCAAGAUGGUCAAGAUCCAGAUAUUGGGGUGGGUUUAACAGCCGAUAUCAUUUUGGCCUUGGGUUGGAAGGGUCUAGGAGCCGUUAGGGCUUUACAAUGUGAUCAUGUUAUACGCGAAAAUAGUGAUCCAUCGUCGGAGAAUGGUGAACAAAAGUUGGCGGUUCCCUAUGGUUUAACUACAUCGGCAGAAGAAUCUGAUUCACGCAAUGUUUCAUAUACGUAUACCCUGUGGGUAGGCUCAAAUGUAACCGAAGCCAUUUCCUUGUCUUUAGUAUCGCCGAAAAAUACAACAUUCUUCAAAGCCAUGACCCAGGCGGCCGAUAUGGAUUCAAGGUUUGCCUUUGAGGCUAGAGAAUGGCCCAAUGGACACUAUGUGCACACUUUGGCUGGCAAAAAAGAGGAGCCCAGAGGGUACAACUAUUGGUUACUUUAUCGUUUGCCAGAACUUCCUGAUCCCAAUAAUGCUCCCGGAAAUCAGCUUAUAGCGCCAGUUGGCGUGGAUGAACUAAUGGUGGAAGAUGGUGAACAUUAUUUGUAUUGGUACAAAAAACUUUAAGUCUCAGAACAGCCAUAAGUACAGCAUUUGAAAGCAUUCCGACAACUCCUCAUUCAACUAAUUUGCAAAUCCAGGUUAUUAAAUUGUUAAUUUAUAUACAAAACUAUGUAUAAUACAAAGGUAUAAGUUAUAAAGCUGUGGAUUUAAGGACUAGAUUAUACUAUUGGUAAAAUAGUAAGUUUAGUUCAUAAAACAAACAGAAAUUAAUAUUGCUUGUACGUAUUUUAUAUAUUUUGUAAUAGACAAAACAAUUUUAUAACCUAAGGCCAUUUUAGCAUCUUAUAGAAUAUAAAUGUGAUGCACACAAACAGAAUUCGCUUUAAAAUUUAACAAAUAAAACAAAAAACCAAAAAAAAAAGAAAUGCAUACAAAAAUAAAACCAAAUAAAGUUUAAAUCAAUAUUCAAACAAAAGCAUCGAACUAACGCCAAGGAAAUGCCAACUGACAUUUGAAAUUUGAACUAAGGAGUUUUCACACAACUAAAUCACCCAAUAAAAAAUACAAAACAGACAAACAUACACCUUAACACAAAACUUAGCAUACAACAGACAGAUAUUCAAACCAAACAAACUAACAGUCAGACAAACAGACAUUCAGACACCGUUCGUAACAAUAAGUGAUUAUAAAUCAUACAACACUAAUUAAGCAUUAAUAUUUACAUACAUACAAUUCAUAUUCAUUAAUUUAUAAUAAUAAUAAUAUAAUAAAAAAUUGAAAAGAAACAAAAAUAAUUAAAACGAAAAACAAAUGGAAACACAAAUACCAUGUAGAUAAUAUUUUGUGCAUCUAAAUCGAAUAUAAUUUUGAUAUUGUACGAGCAACAUACUACAACAGUAUGUGAUAUUUGAAACAAAACAAAA
Calliphora vicina (urban bluebottle blowfly) is the source of this 2480-nucleotide messenger RNA. RefSeq lists its product as uncharacterized. Gene Ontology annotation, biological process: cobalamin transport. Bases 1 to 1620 code for a protein of 539 amino acids. The transcript has 6 exons. Lineage: Eukaryota; Metazoa; Arthropoda; Insecta; Diptera; Calliphoridae. Gene Ontology annotation, molecular function: cobalamin binding. The record is from RefSeq and is a predicted model, not a curated record.